GUGUUUCAGUCAUUCUUUCUGGCCAAUAGCACGACAAAUCAAUACCAAUCAGCAUGAAUUUCUAUAGCAAUUUGAUGCUUUUAGCUACAGUUCAAUUGCUGUGCUAUGUUUCCGUCCUGGAAGCGUAUUCCAAUGGAAGCCUGCUGGAGGCAUGCGCUACUAUGACUCCCGUGCACGAAACAUUUGAGCCCAGUACCGAGCCCUGCCUUUAUGAAACGAGGCCAUCAGAGCUAACGGUUAUCCAAGGAGGAAGCAUCAGUGUUGAUUUAAGGAAUAUCUCGUCCAAUUCUUUCAGGGGUUACAUGACGAUGGCUUUCGACGCUUCUAAACCUGACGAUGCUGGACCAAUUGGGACAUUCGGUAUGCCAACUGAUGGCCAACUAUUAAGCUGCCCUGGUGGAGUUAACAAUACUAUAACUCAUAAAGAUAACAACAGUAUCAAGAGGAACGUAACGGCUAUCUGGACGGCUCCUGCUGAUUUCGUUGGCUCUGUCAUAUUCAAGACGACAUUCGUUAGAGGAUUGUCCGAGUACUGGGUCAAGGUACCAUCGGCUGGAGGUAAUAUCACAGUAUUCUCUGAAAGUACGACAAGCUCUCCGACUACGCCACCAACUACGACGACUACAUCUACACCACCAACUACGACGACUACAUCUACACCACCGUGUGGUGCUGCAUCUAGCGUAAGCCGCAGUUGGAUUUGGGGAGUUAUUCUACUUAUACCUUUGAUGUUCCAACAGGUUUAGGAGUUAACAGACGAUAGUUUGAAUUUCAGCCAAUGAACCAGUGAAGAAUUUUGUGUUUCCGCCAUUUAAUUUUUAGUUUUUGCGUCAUGCAAUUUCCAAAGUCCUUCUGUAAUACACUACUAUUUACCAA
This is a messenger RNA of Daphnia magna, 876 nucleotides long. Its product is annotated as putative defense protein 2. Gene Ontology annotation, molecular function: oxidoreductase activity, acting on metal ions. The transcript is spliced from 6 exons. The record is from RefSeq and is a predicted model, not a curated record. Lineage: Eukaryota; Metazoa; Arthropoda; Branchiopoda; Diplostraca; Daphniidae. Bases 54 to 746 code for a protein of 230 amino acids.